Paracoccidioides brasiliensis Pb18 is the source of this 1176-nucleotide messenger RNA. RefSeq lists its product as uncharacterized. The coding region runs from base 1 to 1176 and encodes 391 amino acids. The transcript has 2 exons. The record is from RefSeq and is a predicted model, not a curated record.
AUGUUCCGUCUUACUCGUUUCUCAGCAUACAUAUGGACUCUUUCUCUCAAGCCAUCACCGCAAUGCCGACGGCUAUCUACAUUGGCUCCUCCUGAAGGGAAUGAAGGGAAACAGGGAAUACAUGAAACCACACCCGACGAAGCCUCUGUAGAAGGUGUUACAGCGGACGUCAAUUCGCCCGGCGCAUCGGGCCAAAAUAAAUGGUGGCCAUCUGCUACUGACGAAAUAUCCCUCAAACAUGCCGAUUUACUUAAAGCGUUUGGGCUGGCUUCAAUACCUCAGUCGGAUGACACGGGUGUGGAAAUAAACAAGCUCGGCCAAAUACGUAUCACGAAUGAGGAACAAAGUCAACAGAAGCACAAAACGGCUCUUGUGCUAUCUCGCGCCCCGGCUUGUCUUGAUGAACGUGACUUCGUGUCAAUUUUGGGACCGGGGAAAUAUCUUCGUCAAUGGAGAGCUGCCAGAGGACUUGAGAAAAUAAUCCCCAUGCGCUUUCAUGAUACCCUACGGCGCUCGAACACAUGGAUCCUGAUAUUUUCCAGCCCCGCCUCCGCAAAGGAAUUCCAGGAUAAAGUCCACCGCCUCCACAAAUUUGCCCGAGACAAUCUCCCCACCUCCCCCUUAACUAAAAUUGUUCCACCACCCAACUUCAGCGCUGGCGGUGCACAUCAGCAUCGCUUAAGCGACUACACACUCACAGCACCAUGGCUGCGACUUUCCCUAGUUGCCCACCUAGCACCCUUCAAUGACAAAAUCCAAGACGCGAUCGAUCUUCAUAAAAGCCUGGCAUCCAAGCGGAUCGAUGGCAAAGCAGGUUUCCCGGUUCGCCUGUGGCUCGAGAACCAGUACCUCUUCACUCUUAAGAAGGAAUACGUCCGUCGAUUGCUUGUGUGGGAUGGGCAGAAUAGGCGGACGCCAUGGCAGCUGAUUGAAGAUAAGGAUACGAUUACCUCGCUGUCAGGGCCCUUUUCAAACGAGAUGUUAACCCCGGAUGAGGAUGAGGUUCUGGGGAGGGGGGAGAAUUGGCGCAUUGCGUUCCAGAGCGCGGCUGAGGCUAAGAGGUUUGUCCGCACGUGGCAUAGGAGUGUUUUCCCUAGGCUGGAUUCGUUGCUAAAUUAUCCGGAUCCGCCGCCUAUAAUCAAAGCUGAGUGUUUAUUUGAAGGCGAUAUAUUUUGA